Brassica rapa (field mustard) is the source of this 8368-nucleotide messenger RNA. RefSeq names its product transposon Tf2-1 polyprotein. Gene Ontology annotation, molecular function: nucleic acid binding. The record is from RefSeq and is a predicted model, not a curated record. Gene Ontology annotation, biological process: DNA integration. Lineage: Eukaryota; Viridiplantae; Streptophyta; Magnoliopsida; Brassicales; Brassicaceae.
CGCGCAAGCGCGGGGGUCAUUGAAUUUAAUUAUUUUUCGUUACCGUAUGUUGCAAAUGAUUUGGUGUAGUUGAUGGAGCAUUUGUUUAAACUCUGCAGUAGUUGUGUGUAUAAUUAUGGCUAUAACUUAUAACUGGUGAUGUUGUGGAUUUUAUGAGUUUGUAUACUUUGAUAGUGUCUUCCCUUCCUAAUAAUCCUAUAAUUUAUCUAUUCUGAUUUUGAGAUAACAACAUGCAAUAUUAUCUUGACCUUUCUGAUCCAUAGUGACAAAAGAGUCUUGUGGGCAAUUAACACUAACAUUUUUUAUAUCAAUUCUUAUAGCUGCUCUCCUCGUGGGAAAUACUAUAUCGUAAUUGGCUGAAAAUAAAAACACUAACAGCAAGUCAAUAUUGUUCAGAUGAGUAACUUAUGAGAAUGUGAUUACAUUUAUUAACAACGAAGGUAUUCUCUUCUGAAUUGCAACAGUAAGAUAUUUAAGUAGGCUGUAUCCAAUACUCCAAUAUGAUGUAUGAUUUAUGAAAUUUUUCCAACCAUGUCCUUUCAUUCUCUUCUUUAUACAUCUCCACUUCAGUUUAAUAGGUCUUCAAGGAUGAACAUGCGUUGGGUAUCUAACCAAGUCAAAGAAAUCAAGAUUUGUUGCUUUGUAGAACUGGAAAUGUCAAAGUCUCUCUCAGCUUCUCAGUCCAUACCUUUUAGUUUCUUCAUAGAAAGCUUGUUUCCUCUCACUUGUAAUUGAUAUGCUUCAAUGUAUUCAAUGGUAGCUACUGUGUAAAGUAGAAUCACAAGUACGUCCUAGUAGUUGAACUGUCGAGUGCACUAAAUCACGAGUGUGUUAAAUGAGCUCUGAUUAACGGUUUCCGCCACCGCUACUACCGCUUCCGUUGCCAGAACCUUGAGCCUCCACCAACCCCAACACCGAUUCCUAUUCCAAUCCCAAAGCCUCCUCCUCCGCCAUGUCCUAUCCCAUGACCUCCACCAGCACCAAAUCCACCACCAUGUCCAUAUCCACCGCCCACACCACCUCCUCCACCACCACCUAGUCCACCGCCUCCCCCAACACCUCCUCCCGCUCUACCACCAACUACCCCUCCAACUCUAAAACCACCACCAUGACCAGAUCCACCACCAGCACCACCUCCUCUGCCGCCACCACCUCCACCACCAACUCCUCCAACACCACCGAAUCCUCCUCCCGCUCCAAAUCCACCACCAUGGCCGGAUCCUCCUCCAUGUCAUUAGAUACUAUUUUCAUACAUGUCUUCAUGAAAUGGAUCAAAGUAAAGUGGAGUUUUGAUUGUGAAGAAGGGGAUUCAUUAGAACUCUAUCAGUAGGGUUUCAAGCGGAGAAGAUGAAAAGGUAAAGAUCCUCGUCACUUCCGUCUUACUCGGGUCGAUACAAAUGAGAAAAAAAAUAAAGCGUACCACGAUGCAAUAAAGCCCAGCCCACUGCAAAUGAAAGAAAUACGUGAAACCCAGACGUGACUAAAGCCUGUGUGACGUGUAAAAACAAAAUGAGCUGAUUGGUCGAUUAUAUUUGAUGACGUGGACAACCUAAUUGCUCACUAUAUUGGCCUUUUAGUAUUGUGAUGACUAUCCACUACAAUUAGGGACAAUUUUUCAAUUAACCUAUAUCCAUAAUUCCAAGAACCACUCUUCCUUUCUUUAUAGAUUUUACAAUUUUUGAAGAUUUUUUUUUUUUCAAGAUUUUUAAAAUUUACAAGAAUCAGUGAUACUUUGAUCAAGUUCUUGGAAUCUCAAUAUAAUCUGAUUUAAGAUCUUUUGAAUGGAUGACUCGUUUUCCUCUCAUGGUAAGUUUUUGAAUUUGUAGUAUUGAAGUAUUCCAAGGAGACCAAAGGCUUUUAUUUGGUGUCAUGAAAAAACUAAACGGAAAUUCUGCUACCCGAACAAGUUUGCAUUUAUUAAUGAAGAACAUGAUAUCAUCAAGAGAAGAAUGAUGAUUUUUAUAAUUUUAAAAAUGUGGGAGUUAGUUGCUGAUAUUUUGGGCUACAUGCAUUGGCCAUAUUUGAGAUAUCGAGAGUUCAAAUUCCAUUGGGUACAUGUGAAAAACAGAUAAUAGCAUGACGAUAGAGAGAUAAUAGCAUGACAGUAGACUAGUAAGCUGCAAGUUAAUGUUCAUGCAUGCAUGGUGGUUAGAUCAGCAUCACUAACUUACGUGUAGUGAUUGUAAUUUUUGUUUUUGUCUGUCUAACCAACUAAAUUGUUGACUAGUAUUUAUUGUCUGAGAGCCAAUAAAAAUCCAACCAGAGAUGUGUUCUGUCUCUCUCCCCCUUAAGGUCGGCUUCAACUUCGCAAUGGAGACUCCACCAACGAAGGAGCUGCUAAUGAAGAUGCUAGAGCUCGAGGAGAGUCACGAACGCCUAAAGCAGGAGAUGUGUAGGCUCAAGGCCGUAUCCACAGAGAGCUUGGUCAUUCAGAGAAGAGAAACAUCGGCGAGGGAGCUCUAGUAUUGAGGAAAAGCUGCGCCGAGUCGUUGCGGAAGGAGAGGCGUAUCCAGGAUACGAUCAGUCUAAGAGAUGGAAUAGGAGGAGAAACAAAGCCAUAGGCAGGGAAGUUCACCCAUCAACAGUAUUUGAACAUUGUGCAGUCGAUGGGCCAAUCAGUUCAUGCCUUCGAUCUCAAAAUGAGAAUUAUCUUUUGGAAUGCCAUGGCGGAAAAGCAAUUUGGAUACACUGCUGAAGAAGCAGUUGGGCAGAACCCAAUUAAUGUUAUGGUAGACGAUCAGGAUGCUGCCUUUGCAAUGAACAUUGCUCAACGUUGUUUCAAUGGAGAGAGCUGGACCGGUGAGUUUCCUGUCAGGAGCAAAUCAGGGCAUAGAUUUUCAGCUGUCACUACAUGUUCCCCAUUUUACGAUGAUGCUGGUUCUCUUGUUGGCAUAAUUUCUCUCACAAGUAAGUCAGCACCGUAUUUGCACCCAACAAUCUCUUUGGCAAAGUUAAAGGCAAAACAAGGUGAAAAGAGCUCUAGCCCUGUAAGUAGUUUCGUAUCAAAACGUGGUUUGGACUCCAAAGGAGCUGUUUUAUCGAAACUUGGGCUUGACUCUCAUCAGCCUAUACAAGUUGCUAUAGCAUCAAAGAUAACAGAUUUGGUUAGUACCAUUUUCUUAGCUUGUAUGGAUUAUAUAUGUCACCUUUUAUUUUGAUGAUGUAUAUUUUGAUUAGUGUUAAACUCACAGGCAUGCAAGGUGAGCAACAAGGUCAUGUCGAAAAUGCGAGCAGGUGACAGUAGUGGUGCCACACUCUCUGAGGGAGUUUUUGGUCCUGCUCUCUCUGACCAAAGGGACGAUGCAUCUGAUAGGAUAGCACACGGUGGAGUUGAGAACAGAGUUGACAAGAUGGUCCUACGUAAGUCAACUAGAGCAAAGGUACCAACAAGAAGAUACGUGGACUAAGGAAGGAGUAUUUCAUUUUGUUAUUUCUUAUUCAAUAAAAGACCUAGUCUUGAGGAGAUAGUUCUCCACUUUGUUGCAUUCCUGUUUUAUAGGAAGUUGAGUACUUCCACUUUCCCUCAUUCACGUAUUGUAAGGAGUCAUGACUCCAUUUGUUUUCUUAUUUAAGCUAAUGAAAAACCCAGAAAAAGGUAGACUUAUCUACCAACAAAUAUCUUGAGUACUUGUGUUAUUACAAUCUCUUUAAGCUUUGAAGAGGGACCUUAGCAAUUUGGUAUCAAAGCCCGUUUGUUCUUGCGACGACAUUCAUUCACGUGAAUCAACGUCCAUCAAGAACAUAUUUUCUUUUCAUCACCAUUUCAUUUUUUUUCCACCACCAUUCCAUCUACAAUCACCAAAAACAAAACAAAAACAAAAAAACAAAACAAAAACCAAAAAAAAAAAAUCUAAGAGAUACGACCAUGACCAACAAGGAGAGACUCGGUGACCUGGAAGCAGGACUGGGAAUGAUGCAGGAUGAGUUCCAGAAGCUUACCGUCGGGAUCGAUGACAGACUCCGAGGAAUUGAGAGCUCAUUCCAACGAACUCUAGAGGAAACUCUAGGACGAAUGCGGGAGAUGGUCGCCAAUAGUCGUGCAGGUGACUCCAGUGCAACACGUCAGAGCAGAGAGCCUGACAUACGACCACAAACCACUCCUCAGGAGGAAACGGUGAAUCCCUUCGCUCCGGUUCGAUAUAAUCCGCACCGUGUGAAGCUGGAAUUCCCUAAGUUCAGUGGAGGAGAUCCCACCGAAUGGAUAAGCAAGGCGAAACAAUACUUUGCGUACCAUGAGAUGUCGCUGGAGAAACGCGUGAGCUUUGCCUCAUAUCAUCUCACCGACGAGGCCAAUGAGUGGUGGCAGGCGAUUUCCAAAGCACGGGGAACCGAUCCAUCCCAGGUCCCAUGGGCGACGUUUGAGACAGAGUUGUGGACCCGGUUUGGUCCAAUGGACGGCGAAAACUUCGACGAAGCGCUUUCGCAUAUACGACAAAAAGGAUCACUAUUGGAGUACCAGAGAGAGUUUGAACGACUCCAGAACAAGGUGGAAGGCUGGACGGAGAAAGCUCUGGUUGGUGCAUUCAUGGGAGGUCUCCACACCAACAUCUCCAAUGCUAUACGCAUAUUCAAGCCCAAAACCUUGACAGAGAUCAUCAAUCUCGCACGAUUACGGGACGAUCAACUACAGAAGGAGAAACGUUGGAAUAAUCCCCGACAAUAUCCAUCAAGUUCAUCGGCUCCAACUAAUCAGGAGCGCAGAAGUGAGAAAUCACCAACAGAGCCGCGGAAAUUGACGUGGGAGGAGAUGAAGAGGAAGCGAAGUUUGGGAUUGUGCUUUAGCUGCGAUGACAAAUUCGCUCCGGGUCACAAGUGUAAGCAACCCCAGUUGUUCAUCAUGGAGAGUACACAAGAUGGUGAUAGCAGCGAUGAGGAUCAAAACGAGGAAGAGCAGCAACCUGAGAUCUCAUUACACGCUUUGACAGGAUGGGAUACACCAUCAACUCUUCGCCUCCACACUAAGAUCGAACAGCAACAUUUGCUAGCUCUUGUGGACAGUGGCUCCACACAUAACUUCAUCAGCGACAAGGCAGCACAGCGAUUACACUUAUCAGCGACACAUACGACGCCUUUCACGGUCCGGGUGGCCAACGGAACUCCGCUGAAGUGUCACCAGCGAUAUGAAGCAGUAGCUAUGAGGAUUGGGACGGCGUCUUUCACGAUAACCCUACAUGUCCUUCCCUUAGCAGGCCUCGACAUUGUUUUGGGAGUUAAGUGGUUGGAAACCCUAGGCCCAACUAUUUGCGAUUGGAAGGCCCAAUCUAUACAGAUAGCGUGGGAAGGCCAAGCCCAUCUUCUCCAAGGGAUCCAAGCUGCAACCAUUCACGCAAUUGGGCCACAAGAAAUCAUUAAGGAAGCCCGUCAAGGCCACCUUCUGUAUGCUCUCUGUCUCUCCGACACCGAGACACAGAUUUCUCAAGUAGCCGACGACAUGAAAGCAUUGAUUCAUGACUUCGACGAUUUGUUUCAGGCCCCAACUGGUCUACCACCACACCGUGAGAUUGAGCACACAAUCACUCUUAAGGAAGGAACCGAUCCUGUGAAUGUCCGGCCGUACCGAUAUGCAUACUUCCAGAAAGAAGAGAUCGAGAGACAAGUGGAAGACAUGCUGAAAUCGGGAAUCGUCCGCACUAGCUCCAGUCCAUUCUCGUCGCCGGUUCUUCUGGUCAAGAAAAAGGACGGAACUUGGCGCUUUUGUACUGACUACCGUGCUCUUAACGCUGCAACCAUCAAGGAUCGUUUUCCAAUCCCGACCGUAGACGAUAUGUUGGACGAGCUACACGGCGCUGCGUACUUCACCAAGCUCGAUCUUACUGCUGGGUAUCAUCAGGUUCGCAUGAACCCCAACGACAUCUCUAAGACAGCCUUUCGGACACACAACGGACACUAUGAGUAUCUGGUCAUGCCGUUCGGCUUGUGCAACGCACCAUCUACUUUCCAGGCGCUCAUGAACUCUAUCUUUCGGCCAUUGAUGCGCAAAUCAGUUCUCGUCUUCUUCGACGACAUUCUAAUCUACAGCUCAGAUUGGGAGUCCCAUUUACGGCAUGUACAUGAGGUAUUUCGACUCUUGCGUGAACACAAGCUUGCUGUGAAAUUCAAAAAAUGUGACUUUGGCAGAGAAGAAUUGGAAUACUUGGGGCAUAUUAUAUCUCGCCAAGGAGUCAAGGUGGAUCAAUCGAAGGUUCAAGCCAUGCUCGACUGGUCGCCUCCGACAAACAUCACAGAGCUUCGUGGAUUCUUGGGCUUAACCGGUUACUACCGCAAGUUCGUCAAAGAUUAUGGGAUUAUUGCUCGUCCCUUGACAAACAGACUGCGAAGAGGCCAAUUUACAUGGGAUUCUGAAGCGGAGCAAGGUUUUUGUGCACUUAAGGCAGCUAUGACAACAACACCGACUCUGGCCUUACCGGACUUUACACAAUCCUUUGUCAUUCAGACCGAUGCGUCAGGCGACGGUAUUGGGGCUAUUCUCUCUCAAAAUGAUCAACCCAUCGCCUUCAUGAGCAGAUCAUUGGGUGUGGCAAAGAAGAGUUGGUCAACCUAUGCUCGGGAAAUGCUAGCUAUCAUUGUGGCCAUUCGUACCUGGAGACCAUACAUCCUUGGCCGCAGAUUCAUCAUUCAGACCGAUCAACGCAGCCUGCGUUAUCUCCUGGAGCAACGUAUCCUCACCCCCGAACAACAAAAAUGGAUGGGGAAGCUGGUGGGCUAUGAUUAUGAGAUUGUUUACAAGCCGGGAAAAGCUAACGCUGCAGCAGAUGCAUUGUCACGACGACCAGAUAGCCCUGUCCUCAACACUCUUUCUGCUCCUUCAGUCACGAUAUGGGAGGAACUACGCCAACUAGCACAAACAGAUCCUUACUUGCUUCGUAUUGGAAAGGCAGCAACAGCAAAUCCAGGAAAGCCAUACGCUUGGAAAGAUGGAUUGUUGUGCUACAACAAUCGCAUAGUCAUUCCACCAACAUCUCAUCUCGUCAAACAACUUAUCUAUGAGCAUCACAACACAACGAUGGGAGGUCAUUCCGGGAUUCUCAGAACCUUCAAGCGCUUAUCUCGGCAGUUCUACUGGCCAUCGAUGCAUCGGGUUGUCUUGGAAUACGUAUCAAGCUGUGACACUUGCCAGCGAGCUAAAACGCAGACCAUGUCUCCUGCUGGACUCUUGCAGCCACUGCCAGUGCCUGAUCAAGUCUGGGAAGAUAUAUCACUUGAUUUCGUGGAUGGCUUGCCUCGCUCCAAUGGAUACUCAUCGAUCUUGGUUGUGGUGGAUCGCCUCAGUAAGUCUGCACAUCUUUUGCCUCUUACUCACCCAUAUACGGCAUCUCAGGUUGCUAAGCACUUCGUGGACAUGGUGGUUCGCCUUCACGGAAUCCCAAGAUCAAUCCUCAGUGAUCGCGAUGCCAUAUUUCUCAGCAAUUUUUGGUCGGAGUUGUGGAAAUUGUCUGGCACCAAACUGCGACGAUCAACAGCCUAUCACCCCCAAUCGGACGGACAGACAGAGGUGGUCAAUCGCUGUAUUGAACAGUACUUGCGGUGCUUUGUGCAGAGCCGACCAAAGCAGUGGAGUGUCUUCUUACCUUGGGCUGAGUACUGGUACAAUACCACCUUCCAUGUCUCUACGGGGAUGAGCCCUUUUGAAGCUUUGUAUGGUCGCAAACCGCCGCUGAUGCCGCGGUAUGAGCUCGGAUCUUCCUUAGUAGAAGAAAUUGAUGAACAGCUGCAAGCUCGUGACGAGCUACUCACAGACCUGAAGUUGCACCUUGCAUCAGCCAAUAACCGCAUGAAACAGAUAGCUGACCGUAAGAGAAGAGAUGUUGAGUUCACAGAAGGGGAGUGGGUGUUCUUGCGUCUGCAACCGUACCGGCAGAAAACAGUUUUCAGGCGAUCUUCGCAGAAGUUAUCCAACAGGUACUUUGGUCCUUUUCAGAUUGAGAAACGUAUAGGUCAGGUAGCCUACCGUCUUAAGUUACCAGAGGGAGCCAAGAUACAUCCUGUGUUUCAUGUUUCAUUGUUGAAAAAGCGUUUAGGCGAAGAUGAGCCGUCGACGGUAGAGUUACCUCCGCUGCGAGCUGAUGGAUUUUUUCACUUGGAACCAGUGGAAGUAUUGUCUGUGCGCCGAGUUCAACAUGGUACUAAGGAAGUUCAGGAAGCAUUGAUUAAGUGGAAGAACAUGCCAAUUGAGGAAGCAACUUGGGAGGAAUAUGAUCAACUGGUGGCGAGCUUUCCCUUCUUUGUCUCGAACCUUGAGGACAAGGUUCUUUUGGACAGCGGGAGUGUUGAUAGGAUAGCACACGGUGGAGUUGAGAACAGAGUUGACAAGAUGGUCCUACGUAAGUCAACUAGAGCAAAGGUACCAACAAGAAGAUACGUGGACUAA